Messenger RNA from Choloepus didactylus (southern two-toed sloth), 605 nucleotides. RefSeq names its product DnaJ heat shock protein family (Hsp40) member C19 (gene DNAJC19). Gene Ontology annotation, cellular component: PAM complex, Tim23 associated import motor. NCBI's taxonomy places the organism in Eukaryota, Metazoa, Chordata, Mammalia, Pilosa, Megalonychidae. The coding region runs from base 166 to 516 and encodes 116 amino acids. Gene Ontology annotation, biological process: protein import into mitochondrial matrix. The transcript is spliced from 6 exons. The record is from RefSeq and is a predicted model, not a curated record. Gene Ontology annotation, molecular function: ATPase activator activity.
UCCGGCCUAGUUCGCGGCUGUCACUGACGUUGUUCCAGGCUUGCCGAGGCUUGGACAGUUUGUAGCUGCACGUCGCUUUGUGGUAGAGACGUGGGUUGGUGGCCGCGGCCUCUGGGCUGGGAUGAACGGCGCUCCCGUUGGAGGCAGGGGAGCCGAGCCGGAGCCAUGGCCAGUACAGUGGUAGCAGUUGGACUAACCAUUGCAGCUGCAGGAUUUGCAGGCCGUUAUGUUUUGCAAGCCAUGAAGCAUGUGGAACCUCAAGUGAAACAAGUUUUUCAAAGUCUUCCAAAAUCUGCCUUCAGUGGUGGCUAUUACAGAGGUGGGUUUGAGCCCAAAAUGACAAAACGGGAAGCAGCAUUAAUACUAGGUGUAAGCCCAACUGCGAAUAAAGGAAAAAUAAGAGAUGCUCAUCGACGAAUUAUGCUCUUAAAUCACCCAGACAAGGGAGGAUCUCCUUAUUUAGCAGCCAAAAUCAAUGAAGCUAAAGAUUUACUAGAAGGUCAAGCUAAAAAAUGAAGUAAAUGUAUGAUAAAAAUUUUAAGUUCAUGUUAAUGUAUAUGAUUACCAACUUUUUAUAAUAAAAUGCCUCAAAGCUAUAAUUCUAA